This is a messenger RNA of Closterium sp. Naga37s-1, 567 nucleotides long. The record is from the annotation of a GenBank genome assembly. NCBI's taxonomy places the organism in Eukaryota, Viridiplantae, Streptophyta, Zygnematophyceae, Desmidiales, Closteriaceae.
AUGUUUCCCCCUUCUCCUUCCCGCGCCUUCUCCCCAUCCUCCCCCCCGCUCCUUCCUCUUCUAGCUCGUCCCCCAUUCCCCCGUUUUCUGCUCACCACCCCCCCCCCCUCCCUCGUUCUCCCCUCAUCUCCUCGCUCUCCACUCAUCUCCCCCCUCUCCCCUCAUCUCCCCGCUCUCACCCCAUUUCUCCCCUCUCCCCUCAUCUCACUGCGAUUUAUGUCUCCUCGCUCAUUCGCUCUUCAUCCCCCCUCCAUCCACCUUCCGUUUUUACCCGCCAUUUUCCCCUCAAUUCCUCCCAUCUGCUCACCCCUCAUUCUCCCCCCCCCCCAUCCAUGCCCCUCUCCUCCUCCCAACCCCCAUCAGCUGACCCCCCAUCUCCCCACAUGCCCCUCCUUCGUUCACCCCUCGUUUCCCCCUUUUCCCCCGCACGUCCCUACUCCUCCCUCCCUCUCCCUUGCUGCUCUGCUCUGCUCCCCGUCCACAGAAUCAUCUGAGCAGAAGAUGGUGAAGAAGGUGCUCGAGCUGCACAAGUCCAAGGAGAAGAUCGCCUCCAAGGUUCCUGCUUAA